This is a messenger RNA of Phyllopteryx taeniolatus (common seadragon), 3437 nucleotides long. It is a transcript of the gene tmc2a, whose product is annotated as transmembrane channel-like 2a. Lineage: Eukaryota; Metazoa; Chordata; Actinopteri; Syngnathiformes; Syngnathidae. The coding region runs from base 225 to 3059 and encodes 944 amino acids. Gene Ontology annotation, molecular function: mechanosensitive monoatomic ion channel activity. The transcript has 20 exons. Gene Ontology annotation, biological process: vestibular reflex; detection of mechanical stimulus involved in sensory perception of sound. Gene Ontology annotation, cellular component: plasma membrane. The record is from RefSeq and is a predicted model, not a curated record.
UCAUCUGGAGAAAGCCUACCUCUUGCUAUCACCUCUGAAAUAUGUUUUCAUGGCGCACAUCCAGCACACCUCACGUGAAUAGAUCACAUGCUGCUGUCGUCAUGGUGACGGCCUCGUGCGAUACCCGAGUCGGGCACUGGCGGAGAGCCGAGACCGAACGAGAAUGAAAUGACUGCGGGGAGGAAACCGCUGUAGAGGCCACAGAAAGUCAUUUGUUUUCCAUCAUGCCGAGAAGAAGGGAUUUGUCAACAGAUGACGUUGGGAUCGAUAUGGAAGAUGAAGUCAGUGACAGUGACGACGGUGCAACAAGGAGGCGAGGGAACAGGAGGCGAGCAGCUGGAAGAGCCCGUGGCAAAAAAACAGCCAGCGAGGGUGAGGAAAAUGAAGAGGAGGCCGAUGAGGCUCCGAGGACAAGAAGAGGGGCGAAUACCAAGAAACGUCGAGGUGAUGAUGAUGAGGAGGAGGAGGAUGGAAGUGAGGACGAGGGCGCCAAGAAAAAGAAGCGAGGGGGCACGGCCAAUAAGCAAAAAGGAGGCAAAACCUUGGAAAGUGAGGAGGAAGGCAGUGAGGAGCAGAAAGGAAAGAAGGGGAAAAAUGGAGGACGAAUGAAAGGGGGAAAGGAGGAGGAUGGUAGUAAAGGCAAGAAGGGAGACGCCAAAGGAAAAGACAAAGACAAGAAAAAGAAGAAGACGAAGAAGAAGGAAGAAAGUUCAUCGGAUUCCACCUCGAGCUCCGGUGACGGUGAGGAAUCCUUGUCCGAGGGAGAGAUGGCCGUGCUGAUGGAGGAGGUGGAGGAGAAGAAGAAACUGAUAUCCACCAUCAGGAACAAACCGUGGAGGAUGAAGAGGCGACUCACACACCUGAAAGAAGCUCAAGAUUUUGUGGAUAAGUUUGAAGGUGCCCUUGGCAAAGGAAAAGGCAGGAAGUGGUAUGCCUACAAAGUAAUGAUGACAAAGAAAUGGAUUAAGUUCCAGAGAGACUUUGACAAUUUCAAAACAGCCUGUAUUCCCUGGGAGAGGAAGAUCAAAGAGGUGGAAAGUCACUUUGGGUCAUCUGUAGCUUCCUACUUCAUCUUCCUGCGCUGGAUGUACGGGAUGAACCUCGUCAUGUUCGGUUUCACUUUUGGACUGGUGGUCAUUCCUGAGGUUCUUAUGGGCCUUCCCUAUGGGUCCAUUCCCAGAAAAACUGUUCCCAGAGCAGAGCAGGCUACCGCUCAAGACUACUCUGUCCUCAUGGACUUCAACGGAUACUGCAAGUACUCCGUCCUGUUCUAUGGCUAUUACAACAGUCAGAGGACCAUUGGUUUGCUGAAGUUUAGGCUCCCUCUGGCCUACCUCAUGGUUGGGAUUGGAACAUUUGGCUACAGCUUGAUGGUCGUCAUCCGCACAAUGGCAAAGAAUGCAGACCUAGGUGGUGGUGAUGGAGAGGAUGGGGAGUUCACCUUUGCCUGGAAGAUGUUCACCAGCUGGGAUUAUCUAAUUGGAAAUGCAGAGACUGCGGACAACAAGUAUGCAUCCAUCACCACCAGCUUCAAGGAGUCCAUUGUGGAUGAGCAAGAGAACCAGAAAGAUGAGAACAUUCAUCUGAGGAGGUUCCUCAGGGUCCUGGCUAAUGUCCUCAUCACCUGCAGCCUCGGAGGAAGUGGCUACCUCAUCUACUUUGUUGUGAAGAGGUCUCAAGAGUUUGCCAAUAGAAACGAUCUCAGCUGGUAUGAGAAAAAUGAGUUGGAGAUCAUCAUGUCUCUGCUGGGCCUUCUGUGUCCUCCUCUGUUUGAGACCAUUGCCGAGCUCGAGGACUACCAUCCUCGGAUCGCCCUCAAGUGGCAGCUGGGACGCAUCUUUGCUCUUUUGCUGGGAAACCUCUACACGUUCCUGUUUGCCCUCUUUGACGAAGUCAACACCAAGGUGUGUGUGUGUCUGCACUCUUGCUCCGUAUUAGAGCUGGAAGAAGAGGAGUCCAUAAAGAACGCAACCAUAUUGGCUCUGAAGGAAUACUACGCCAACUACACCCGCCUGGUCAAUGACACAGAGGCCACCCCACCCCCCAUGAGCCCCGCUGAUGUCAUCAGAGGACCUUGCUGGGAGACUGCUGUUGGUAUAGAGUUUGUGAAGCUGACCGUAUCGGACAUCCAAGUCACCUACCUGACCAUCCUGAUUGGUGACUUUGCGAGAGCUGUCAUUGUGCGCUUCCUCAACUACUGCUGGUGCUGGGACCUGGAGGCCGGAUUUCCAUCAUACGGAGAGUUUGACAUCAGCGGUAAUGUUUUGGGACUUGUCUUCAAUCAAGGCAUGAUCUGGAUGGGGGCAUUUUAUGCUCCCGGCCUGGUUGGCAUCAACGUGCUCCGCCUGCUCACGUCCAUGUACUAUCAGUGUUGGGCCGUGAUGGCAACCAACGUCCCUCAUGAGCGAGUCUUCAAGGCUUCCAAGUCCAACAACUUCUACAUGGGUCUGCUGCUCCUCAUCCUCUUCCUCAGUUUGUUGCCUGUGGUCUACACCAUCAUGACCCUCCCACCCUCCUUUGAUUGCGGCCCCUUCAGUGGGAAGGCAAAGAUGUUUGAUGUGAUCAUUGAGACGAUCAACCUGGACCUGCCAGCCUUUAUGGGGACACUGUUGAGUUAUGUAGCCAACCCAGGCCUCAUCAUACCAGCCGUUUUGCUCAUGGUCCUUGCCAUCUACUAUUUGAACUCCGUUUCGGAGGCGUACAAAACCUCCAACCUGGAUCUGAAGAAGAAGAUGCAGAUGGCUCGCGAUGAAGAAAAGAACCGGAGGAACAACACAGACAGCACCAACGAGGUUAUGAAAGACUUGGAAGAUCUGCUGCCAAACCGCUCUCUGGCACCCCCUGCUCCACCGCCAGAGCCUGAAAAGACAUCAGAUCCAAAGCCAAUGAAAACGAAACCUGGGGCAGCUGGAAAAGGUGUGCACCUUCAGAGAGAUGUGGCACUUGCAGCUUCCAAUCCUGCCACUCGAGGGCCAGUAGUCCAAGCACCUGGACCGAGAGGACCGGGACCAAUGUCCGGUCCUGGCCGAGGCCGUGGGAGAGGACCCCCGCCGAGAUGAUGGCAGCAUCACCGUCAUGUAGGCUCAUAAUGCCUUCGUUGUUACCGCUUGAUAGAUUUUGAUAUGAACUGUGGAAUUAGACUCUGAGGGAUGGCAACUUGGCCCCCUUUACUUUUAGUCUGUCAAAACAAUAAUGUGUUGUCAUUUCUGAUAAUGAUCCACUUUUCUGCUCCAAUAUGAACAUGUCCAAUUUGUAUUAGCAUGCAUAACCAAUUGUGGCUUGGAAGUCCAUACCUAUUUGUUCUAACUUAGUAAACAAAGAAUAAAUCACAUGCCACCAGUAUUACAACUGUCACUGCAAUGCAGGACCUUUCAUGCAUCUCUUCUUUUAAUAGCCACCGUUUAAAUGAAAUAAAAACAGAGGAUGCUAUUUCUGAA